Molecule: messenger RNA, 945 nt
Organism: Fonsecaea nubica
Lineage: Eukaryota; Fungi; Ascomycota; Eurotiomycetes; Chaetothyriales; Herpotrichiellaceae
Exons: 1
Coding region: 1-945 (314 amino acids)
Biological process (GO): fungal-type cell wall polysaccharide metabolic process
Cellular component (GO): fungal-type cell wall
Source: RefSeq, a predicted model, not a curated record
AUGUCCACGUCUUCUUCCACCAUCACUACCAUAGGCAGGACAAGCACCACUGGCUCACAUACGAGCUCACGAACCAGCACCAGGAGCGUCACAACGGCGAGCUCGUCUUCCAGUCCCAUAGCCACUCCGUAUCCCGCCAAACGAGGACUGACCUACCGCAAUGUCACCACGCUUCAAUUCUACCCUCCCCCAUCACCCUACAUUUCGUGGUCGUACAACUACUACUCGCUGCCCAACGCCAGCGACGACGUCGGUAUUUACCCUUCGUCCCAAUACCGCUUCAUCCCUCUCUUGUACAACGACGCCGACUCUCUCACGUCCAUCUGGGCCGCCAACGUCAACUUUUCCAUUGCCAACUACGGCACCGACGCCAUCUUCGGGUUUAACGAGCCCGACGCCAACUUCAACGGCCAGUCGGCCAACAUGCCCGUGGCGCAGUCCAUCCAGGGCUACCACAACUUCAUGCAACCGUUCGCGGGGAGGGUCAAGAUCGGCGCCCCCGCCGUGACCAACGCCGGCGGCGGGCUCACGUACCUGGCGCAGUUCCUGGGCAACGCGACGCAGCAGAACCUGACGAUGGACUUCCUCAACAUCCACUGGUACGCGUCGCCCUACAACAUCGACUACUUUGAGAGCUACCUCGCGCAAGCCUACAAUCUGUCCGUUAGUUACUCCCCCGCCGGCGCCGCCCCCCUCCCCAUCUGGGUCACCGAGUUCGGCAUGGACCAGGACUUUUACGACCAGCCCACCACGGCGCAGUUCCUCAAGAACGCCACGCGCUUCAUGGACGCCCAGACCUGGGUGGAACGGUAUGCCUGGUUCGGCAACUUUCCAGGCGGGUACACUGCCUUCGGCACCCCGACGACGAACAUGCUCCUCAACGUCGACGGGAGUGCCCGCAGUGUCUUGGGCGAUGUGUGGUAUUCGUAUAAUGGGACCAAUUAG